Messenger RNA from Mytilus trossulus (common blue mussel), 2233 nucleotides. Its product is annotated as protein toll-like. Gene Ontology annotation, molecular function: pattern recognition receptor activity; protein binding. The transcript has a single exon. Gene Ontology annotation, cellular component: plasma membrane. The record is from RefSeq and is a predicted model, not a curated record. Gene Ontology annotation, biological process: canonical NF-kappaB signal transduction; toll-like receptor signaling pathway; defense response to virus. NCBI's taxonomy places the organism in Eukaryota, Metazoa, Mollusca, Bivalvia, Mytilida, Mytilidae. The coding region runs from base 1 to 2202 and encodes 733 amino acids.
AUGUAUCCAUCUUACAAAGUAUGGAGUCCAAACUCUGUGAACAGGACCGAUUUGCGAUGUCCGUCAGAUUGUUAUAAAAAACACCCAGAUGAUGUUCAUCAUUGUUGUGUUUGCAGAGCUAUACCCGAAUGGCGUUUAUCGUAUAACUACACACUGUUGGCACUAGAGUAUACUAAUCGCGAUGGCUCUGCAAUAGUUAUUGGUGAUAAACAUAAUUUUCUUCCUGAUAUUCUAAACCAUCGGGAUGGAUAUCUCCAAAGACUGCCAACGAAUCUUUGCGAUUUUACUAACAUCCGGGAAAUUGAUCUCAAGAGGAAUAAGAUAAGUACAAUAGGCGAUAUUUCAUGUUUGUCCAAAUUAGACAAAUUAGACUUAAGUUAUAACAAAAUAUCUGAGAUAUAUAAUGAUACAUUUUCUACGUUGACACACUUGCGUAUACUUACACUUACACACAAUGGACUUACAAAGCUGGACCCGUUUUCAGUUGCUGGAACAUCAUUGUCAAUAGGUCAUCUGGAUUGUUCAUGGAAUAAUCUAACAGAAAUUGACAUAAGCAAUAUUAUUCCAGAAAAUGAUUUCUGCGAAUACAAAUUUACUUCCAAUAAAAUCACUCAAAUUGUAAAUAACGGUGGAUUUACACUUAAUCUCGAUAAAAUUUACGAAGGAGGACUGGUUGAAUUGACUGGUAACUUAUUUACCAAAUUUAUUGAUUUUGAGGAAUUAGGAAUUAAAGACAUUAAAGUUUUAGGUAAAUUAAUGUCAUUUGGAUUUGUAUUAAGUGAUGCAAAGUUUGACUGCGACUGUCAUAUGGAACCAUACUUGGAACUAGCGGAGCCAAUUUUGAAAACGAUAUGGCGGGACUAUUUUAAUAUGUCGUGCUGGAAUCCACUUGAAUAUCGGGGAUUAUCAAUUCCAAAUCUAGUUUUAGAAAAAAAGUUAGAUUUAUUAAUCUGUAAUAUAACCGAGAAAUGCAAAUGUCCAAGACAUUGCAGAUGCUACUAUCAGCCACAUAAACAAACGACAAUAGUCAACUGUACAGACGUAAAUCUAGAAUUUUUACCCGAAUACGUUCCGGAGGCAUCAAACUUGACUCUUUUAUUUAAAAAUAACAAAAUUAAAAAAAUAGAGACACGUGACUAUUUCGCAAACGCAACUUUUAUAGACAUAUCUGGUAAUGGAUUUAAUGAAGUAGAAAAAAAUGUCAGUAUACAAAUUCGCAAUGAUAUCAAAUUCCUAAUGCAGGAUCAUAAUCUUCAUGAUAUACCUAGAGGUUUUCAAUUACUAAAUCCUUGUUUUGCACAAAUUGGCAGAGCAGAAAUAAAGUGCGAGUGCAAACAUAUGUGGAUAAAAGACUGGCUUCAUAAUAAAAACGCAGCUAAAUGUGAAAAUAAAACGUUAGUUAUUUGCGUUAAAGAUAGUGGUCAAAUUCCAAUGUUGUCCAUAAACAGGGAUGAUUUAUGCGUGACCUCAAUUAUUACAUAUCAAACUCUGUCGAUUAUAUUGUGUGUUUUAUCAAUUUUAAUGUUUGUUGUAUCUGUUAUAUUAUACUACUACCGGUAUGAAAUAUACCUUUUAGUUCGGCAUAUAAAAUCAAAGUCAAACAAGAUCAGUGUGAUAAAUAAAUAUGACGUCUAUUUUUCAUUUGACGAUGACAACCCCUUUUUAAGAUAUUGGGUUUUUAAUUUUUUGGAUUUGAAACUUAAACAGGCAGGCUACCGGAAUUUUAUUCCAUGUCGAGAUACAUUACCUGGAGCAGUACAUGAAGAAAAUAUGAUAAAUAAAAUCACUAAUAGUAGGAAUUUCCUUAUAAUACUAAGCAAAACGUACGAAGACGACGACAAUAUUUGGAUGAAAUUAGAAUGGAAAUACAUUUGGCACCACUUCUAUAAUAAUAGAGAUCGCAGAAUAGUAAUUAUUAAUUAUGACCUUAUAGAUCGCCCUGUUGACUUGAAGCUCAAAGCAUUCAUCAGACUCGGUUUAGAUGUAGACUUUGCUAAUAGAAGACAUAUUCUCAUGGAUGAGGUAAAAUUAAGACUCGGGCUACCGUAUUGUGCUCAGCAAAUUUAUAUAAAAAAUUCAAAACCCAAAUUUAUAUCGUCCAAACUUUCAGUCUUUCGACAAGGAGAAAAGUAUGAAGAAAAUCAUAAAAGUAAACUAGCAAUUAUCAGUUCUUCCUCGGUAUGUUUGGAAGAGGUGAUAUGACUAAAAACAUAUUAUGAAGAAGCUCAUUAUU